Messenger RNA from Aspergillus pseudotamarii, 1143 nucleotides. RefSeq lists its product as uncharacterized. The transcript has 2 exons. Lineage: Eukaryota; Fungi; Ascomycota; Eurotiomycetes; Eurotiales; Aspergillaceae. Bases 223 to 936 code for a protein of 237 amino acids. The record is from RefSeq and is a predicted model, not a curated record.
UCUCCCUUUUAGCCCCUUUUCCUUUUCUUCAAAGCUCUUCUUUGCGGUAGCCAUCUCCCUCUCAACCAAUGGCGCUGACCUCAUAUCCACCUGAAACAAUUUCCAGGACCGCUGUAACAUAUAGACCCCUCGCCACACCUUGGGGUUGGAAUCCUCAGUGCUCGAACAUCUUCCUAAUGUCCGACGACAAGCUGCUGGCAUUUGAUCCAGGAUACGCUGAAUAUGCCCCUGCGGAUAAGAAAUGUGUGCCACCGGAAGUUGAAGAGUGGUAUGACACAGAUAGCGAAACAGGACCCGAUGGUCUCACGACCGAGAAGUGGCUUGGCCCUCUGGCUAGCCCUACCAACUCUGGCGUCUCCGUAUAUACUUCAGUUUUAUACCAAUCGAGAACAGGGUUUGCUUACUGCCCCCCAAUAUACCUUAUUAUCAAAGGAUUCCAUAGACUGCGUAUCCGCCAUUCACUCUGAGACUAAAGUCACCUACAAGAUUUCUAAGUCCACAGGCUGGACCAUCAAGACGACCGAAUUUACAAAGGUUACGGAUAUUCAUGCGGUUCCCGUGAUAGGUUGGAAUAUCAAUCACCAUGGAAUUGGACCCGCCACCGUUACUGCCACUGCGACAAGCUCAUUCGAUACAAUAUUUUCUACGACAACACAAGCACCUAUACCCCGAAGUAAAGGCAUCUCAGUAGGAGCCAAAGUGGGACUCGGUGUUGGGAUCACUAUGGCCAUCAUGGGAGUCAUGGUGGGUGCGUUUCUUGUCUAUUUACGAAUAAAGCGACAUGCCAAAAAGGGUAUCGCAACUCAGCUACGCCCUUGGAGGUAUGGUCGCGAACCCAGCAAGUUCGAGGUGCCGCUACACUCUACAGGGGGUAUUCCACAGCGACCACUAGCAGAGCUCUCUGCGAUACGGGAACCAUCUGAGAUGGAGGGGUAGUCAAUUUUGCGUUUUGGUGUGCUUGUGUAUUUCUAUUGUUAGAUCAUCUGUUCGUAGGCCGGUCCUCUCCUCUUCUUUUACUUAUUUCUCUUGCCUGGCUUCUCUUUUCUCCUAUCAUUUUUUCUAUAUUAUCUCUUAUCAUUGCUUCUCAGGUUCCCCUUUCGUAUGUAUAUUUCUUAGUCAUCUAAUUGUGCGUUGGACAUUUCC